Molecule: messenger RNA, 1031 nt
Organism: Corticium candelabrum
Lineage: Eukaryota; Metazoa; Porifera; Homoscleromorpha; Homosclerophorida; Plakinidae
Product: sugar transporter SWEET1-like
Exons: 7
Coding region: 1-735 (244 amino acids)
Biological process (GO): carbohydrate transport
Cellular component (GO): membrane
Molecular function (GO): sugar transmembrane transporter activity
Source: RefSeq, a predicted model, not a curated record
AUGGGACGAAGAAAGCGAUUCAUUUACAUCUUUCGUCGUCCGAGCUGUGCCAUCUUUCCAAUUGCUAUAGACACUGGAAAUGAAGGCAGAGUCUUUCAUGUUGCCAUUACCUGGAGACAUCUUUCCUUUAUCGUAGAACAGUCGUUUAUGUAUGACAAAAGAAAUACGGUAGCUCUAUUUGCUUGUAUAAUUUUUGCUUACGUACAUAAUAUUAUUGUAUUGUUUCUGGUUAGCGCACUGCUAUGGACUUCAUAUGGAAUAAUGAAAAGUGAUUACACCGUUACUCUUGUCAACGCUAUUGGACUACUUCUACAAUCGACUUAUGUUGUGGUUUAUUAUGGAUACACAAUUAACAGGGAAAAAGUUAAACGUCAACUGCUUGCAACUGUUCUGGUAGCCGGUGGCAUUCUAUCAUAUGUGAAAUAUAUUGGCAUGAGCUCUGAAGAAUGGGCGCUGUUUCACUUGGGAGUCAUUUGUAAUAUUGUUACAGUGGUUAUGUUUGGUUCUCCACUCGCUUCUAUGGCAAUGGUAGUUCGUACGAAGUCAACAAAGUCAAUGUCUUUUCCAAUCUCAACUGCUAUGGUUCUUGUUGGUGGAAUUUGGCUAGUCUAUGGAGUACUGGUUGGAGAUCUAUUCAUUGAAGUUCCAAAUUUUUGUGGCGUAGUCCUUGGCUUAAUACAGCUGUCGCUGUUUGCUUUGUACCAAAAGACAAGUGGCAAUACUUUGUCAGUAUAGAUCAUAUGACUGUAGGUAUAGUAAAAUGGAGUGUGUUGUAGAAGUCAAUUGCUGUUUCACAGCUAACUGUUGCUGAAUCUGAAAUAUUUGACAUCUGCUUGCUUACACGCAGCAUCCUGGAUUCUCAGUAGUUGAUAUUGAAUCAGAUUGUAAUACUUACUUUAGGUGUAAUCAAAUUUAUUUCCUAGUUUGAUAUUAGAAGUGACGACCUGGCAUCAGCUACUGCAUGUUGAUAAUAGCAAUUUAAUAUAAGAAACUUUAACGUUUGCAGUUAUCAACUGCACUCAAUGCAUGUA